AUGGGAGAGAAUCAUGCAAACGAUUGUCACUAUCUGAUGAAAGGAGACGACGAGGAGACUUGUAUCGAUGGGCUCAACACGUCAAAUAAGCACCAGAACGAGGAAUUUUGGAGAAAGAAAACCAGCCGAUGGGACGAGGGAAGCUCACUGCGCCGCAUGCUCAAGGUGUUCAUCUUUGUGACCGUGCUCCUCUUCGUGACAAAUCUGGUCUAUGAAACGCAAAGCAGUAAGAAAUCGGAUGAUCUUAGCCUGGCUACAAUCCAGCAUGGAGAGAGCUCGAGCGCAGACGAGGAAAAUGAGGUUGCCGCAGCUGCCGAAGAUGAGGGUUUGCAUCAAGAAACAUCCAGCAACGGGAACAAGGCAGAUCUUAUUCAGAUGAGUGUGGCAAAUGACACCGCCAAGAUGUUGACUGCUCGGCAAACCAUCGCCUCUGCCCUUAAGGCGCUUCAAAAAGAUGUAGGGCCCGAGUAUGCUUCGGAGCUGUUUGGGUCAGUACGUUUUUGGAACAGGAGGUAUAUCAAGCAGAAGCUGAUUCGCGCUCUGCUGGGUCAGAACGGCUGUCCGGGCAAGGCCCAGAGUGACCACGACUUCAUCAUUCCUAUCCGAUUGUUCUAG
Molecule: messenger RNA, 615 nt
Organism: Nannochloropsis gaditana CCMP526
Exons: 2
Coding region: 1-615 (204 amino acids)
Source: RefSeq, a predicted model, not a curated record